CAUAUAUUACAACAUAAUAUAAAAAUCGGUUCUGAAAAAAACUGUUGUCUUAGAGAGAAAGACCGUAUAGUGUUGCAGAGAUCCAACCAACAAACACACUUCCUUUCAAUGGAGAAAUCCUCCUCCUCCUCCACCUCCGCCUUUUCGCUAUUAGCAUUGUUAGUAAUAUCUCUUCGCGUUAUAACAACAUGCUUAGCCAUGAAUAUAAGCACAGAUCAAUCUUCUCUUCUAGCGUUAAAAGCGCGCAUCACUUCAGAUCCUAAUCACAUUCUUUCAACAAAUUGGUCUUCUUCAACCACAGUUUGUAAAUGGAUUGGAAUCACUUGUGGCUCUCGUCAUCAACGAGUUACUGUACUGAAUAUUUCAGGUUUAGGGUUUAAUGGUACUAUCCCUCCACAACUUGGAAAUCUCUCUUUUCUUGUUUCACUUGAUCUAAGCCACAACGAUUUCCAUGGCGAACUUCCACCAGAAAUUUCUCAUUUACCAAGAUUGAGAGCCAUUGAUCUUAGUAACAACUACUUAACUGGUCAAAUUCCUUCGUUUUCGGGUGAUAUUCGAAUGUUGUCUCUUGAAAUGAAUAGUUUCAGUGGGUUCAUUCCUUCUUCUAUCUCAAGAAUGAAGAAUCUUGGAUUCUUGAAAUUAGGUUACAACAAUUUGGAAGGAAAUAUUCCUAGAGGAAUAGCUACUGAUCUUCACAGUUUGAAAUUGUUGAGCUUUGGAUUCAAUAAACUCAAUGGCUCUAAUGUGCUAUCUAUGUUCAACAUCUCAUUACUAGAAGAUUUGGAUCUUGAAAAAUCUGGUUUAACUGGUAAUCUUCCAUCUGAUUUGUGUCGUCGCCUUCCCAGAUUGCGAAAGCUUGAACUUAACUUUAAUAAGUUAAGAGGACAGAUACCAAGAACCAUUUCUGAAUGCUCACAACUUCAAGUCCUAUCUUUGAUGGAAAAUAACUUAGAUGGAAUAAUUCCAAGAGAACUAGGUAACUUACAGCUGUUGCAAGAUUUAACUCUUGGAAAUAAUACGUUAGAAGGCACAAUUCCAUACGAGAUUGGUCAUCUUUAUAACUUGAAGCUGUUAGUCAUGGAAAAAAAUAAAUUAAAGGGCUCGAUCCCUUUAACCAUAUUCAACAUUUCAUCACUUGAAUUUUUAUUUAUGAGUGGUAACAUGCUUGAAGGACCUUUACCAAGAGACGUUGGAAAUUUGACUAUGCUUACCACACUUGAUCUUGGAAAUAAUUUCCUAACAGGUGUAAUUCCAGAUGAACUUGGUAACCUUCAAGAGUUGGUGGACCUUUCAUUGUAUUUGAAUAACUUUAGUGGUUCUAUCCCUAUUGGUAUCUUCAAUAUCUCUACUCUUGUAUCUAUUUCACUAUCAGAUAACCACUUUUCAGGUCAUCUUCCUUCCACUAUAGGCCAUGGUUUACCUAAUAUUGAAGGAAUAUUUCUAGGUGAAAACAAUAUUAAUGGUAUAUUACCAAGUUCCAUCUCAAAUUUGUCUAAGCUUACAGUUCUUGAACUAGGUGGAAAUGAACUUACAGGUUCUAUUCCUAAAUCUCUAGUAAACUUAAGACUUCUUGAAGUUCUCCACUUACAAAGCAACUCCUUUAUUGGUGAAACUUCAACACUGAGCUUUAUUACUCCUUUGAUAAACUUAGUAGAUUUGAGGUUAUCUUUCAAUCCCCUAAAUGCAGUGCUUCCAAAGUCUAUUGGCAAUCUUUCUCUUCAGUGGUUUUCGGCGAUAGGUUGUAACCUCAAGGGCCAUAUUCCAAAUGAAAUUGGAAAUUUGAUAAAUUUAUCUUCUUUGGAGCUAGAAGACAAUGACUUUACUGGCAUUGUCCCGACGACGAUAAGUUCUUUGACAAACCUUCAACAACUUUCACUUGGUGUAAAUAGAAUAAGUGGUCCUUUUCCAAAUGGUUUGUGUGAGCUAUCUAGCUUGUUUUUUCUAAAACUUUCACAAAAUCAAAUGAGGGGAAGUAUUCCUACAUGUUUAGGGGAUUUGACUUCCCUAAGGGAGGUUUAUCUUGAUUCAAAUAACUUCACUGCUAACAUACCUUUAAGUCUAUGGAAUCUCAAAGACAUCUUGAAGUUGAACUUGUCCUCUAAUUUCUUCAAUGGCUCUCUACCACCACAAUUUGGAAAUCUCAAGGCUGCAAUACUUCUAGAUCUUUCUUGGAAUCAAUUAUCUGAAUUGAAGGAUCAAUACCUGAAACAUUUAGGAAACUCGUAA
Molecule: messenger RNA, 2226 nt
Organism: Nicotiana tabacum (common tobacco)
Lineage: Eukaryota; Viridiplantae; Streptophyta; Magnoliopsida; Solanales; Solanaceae
Source: RefSeq, a predicted model, not a curated record